AUGACACCACAUCCCGACCACUUCUUACUCGCCUCGGAGCUUGAAGGGCAGCCAGGGUGGGAACAGUUGCCGGGACUGGGAGUGGCUGUUGUGUGCUCAGCCUCGGGCCAGAGCCAGGGGCCGGCUGGAGCGGGAAGGCGCCUGCAGCAGCAGCAGCAUCUGCCGUGGGAAGGAGCCGCUCGCCUGGGCGACAGGAUGACGGCCUUUGGCGUCCAGAUGCUGCUGUGCCUCCUAGCACUCGCUGCCCUCCCAUCCGAUUGGCUUUUGCCUGUGGCCCUUGCUCAAGACGACCCUCCAGACCCAACAGGUGCACCUGAUCCAGCGGCAACACCGGCAGACGUAGGCGGUCCAUCACCAGCACCUGGUGAAUGCCGCGAAGAGCAGUUUCCGUGCACACGCCUGUACUCGGUCCACAAGCCUGUGAAGCAGUGUAUCAGUUACCUGUGUGUUACCAGUGUCCGUAGGACGUACAUGAUAAACAAGGAGAUCUGUUCUCGUAUUGUCUGCAAAGAGGACGAAGCUAUGCAGGAGGAGAUCUGCCGCCAGAUGGCCGGUCUGCCACCACGCCGCCUCCGCCGCUCCAAUCGGCCCCGCGGACCGCUCUGCCGACGGACUCAGGACCAGCAUCGGAACGGGAUCGAGGCUCAGUGAGCCACGGAUUGUGGGGAUGACUCAGGAGAGAGCCAGAACCCGCCUUUGCCCAAAGAGUCCACUAGUGACAACGUAGUCGCACACACCCUUCCCGCAUCACUUCCUGCCCCGGGCAGGGAACGUCCUCUCCCGCCUCUCCCUUUGCCCUAGACAUGGGGUUGCCGACUCUGGGCUGGGAAAUCCCUAGAGAUGCGGAGGUGGAGCCCGGGGAGGGUGG
Gekko japonicus is the source of this 868-nucleotide messenger RNA. It is a transcript of the gene MFAP5, whose product is annotated as microfibrillar associated protein 5. NCBI's taxonomy places the organism in Eukaryota, Metazoa, Chordata, Lepidosauria, Squamata, Gekkonidae. The transcript is spliced from 8 exons. Gene Ontology annotation, biological process: embryonic eye morphogenesis. Gene Ontology annotation, cellular component: microfibril. The record is from RefSeq and is a predicted model, not a curated record. Bases 1 to 651 code for a protein of 216 amino acids.